Messenger RNA from Myotis daubentonii (Daubenton's bat), 4094 nucleotides. RefSeq names its product CCM2 like scaffold protein (gene CCM2L). Gene Ontology annotation, biological process: heart morphogenesis. The record is from RefSeq and is a predicted model, not a curated record. NCBI's taxonomy places the organism in Eukaryota, Metazoa, Chordata, Mammalia, Chiroptera, Vespertilionidae.
GUGGAGUUUCCGACCAGGCAGGAAAAGGAACAAAGGGGAACUUUAGGGGGGGGGGUGAGGGGGGGAGUGGCGGCUAGGAGGGCAGCAGAAGUAGAAGGGACGCUUCACCAUGGAAUAUGAAGUCAAGAAAGGGAAAAAGGGCCCCCUCCUAAGGCUGAUGUUCCCAAAGGCCGCCCGCCGAGCAGGAGCCGCCGUUCGGAGCAGUGUGAGCCGCCGGCCCCUGCACUCCAUGCCCCUCUAUCCCCCUGACUACCUCAUCGACCCCCAGAUUCUGCUGUGUGACUACCUGGAGAAAGAGGUCAAGUUCCUGGGCCACCUCACCUGGGUAACCUCCUCACUGAAUCCCUCCAGCCGAGAUGAGCUCCUGCAGCUGCUGGACACCGCCAGGCAGCUGAAGGAGCUGCCGCUGAAAACCACGGCGGAGCAGGACAGCAUCCUGAGCCUCUCGGCCCGCUGCCUGCUGCUCACCUGGCGCGACAACGAGGAGCUCAUCCUGCGCAUCCCCACGCACGAGAUCGCCGCCGCCUCCUACCUGCAGGACGACGCGCUGCACUUGCUGGUGCUUAAGACAGGUCUGGGCGUGGACCCGGUGCCGGCCGGUGUAGACGCCAGCCCUGGCGGGGCCGGGCGCGACCCGGGCCCGCCGGGCGCCGCUCCCGAGAAGCGGCGGGUGGGCACCACAGAGCGGCGCCACACCAUCUGCAGCCUGGACUGGCGGAUGGCGUGGGGCGGGGGCGCGGGGGCCGAAGCCCGGGCCGGGGGCGGCGGCGGCAGCCUGGAGCGCCAGCGCGCCGGGGCGCGGGCGUCGGGCAGCUGGGAGCGGCGGCAGACGUUCAGCGGCAGCUGGGAGCGGCGGCACGGCGGCGGCGGCGGCGGCGGCGGCAAGCCGGGGGGCAGCUGGGAGCGGAGGCAGGCGGGCGGCGGCGGCAGCUGGGAGCGGCGCCACCCGGGCUCCAACCCUCUGGACCCGCAGGACCCCAGCCCCGACGCCUACUGCAACCUCGUCAUCCUGGCUGUGGCCAACAGGGAUGCUGCCGAGGAGUCCUGUGCCCUCAUCUGUCAGGUCUUCCAGAUCAUCUACGGGGACCAGAGCAUCGAGUGCGUGGACCGGGCUGGCUACCACUACACAUCCACGCCCGAAAGGCCGUGGCUCUGCAGCCGCAGUGACAGCUGCCGAACCGACGGGACUUACGCCUAUGAUGCCGACUUCAGCUGCUGCAGCUCUUUCAAUGGCUCCCAGGACACAUUUGAAGCGUGUUACAGCGGCACAUCCACACCCUCUUUCCAUGACUCCCACUGCAGCGGCAGCGACCACAGCGCCUUGGGCCUGGAGCAAUUGCAGGAUUACAUGGUCACGUUGCGGAGUAAGCUGGGCCCCCUCGAGAUCCAGCAGUUUGCCCUGCUGCUGCGGGAGUACAGGCUGGGGCUGCCCAUCCAGGACUAUUGUUCGGGCUUGUUGAAGCUCUAUGGAGACCGGCGCAAGUUCUUCCUCCUCGGGAUGCGGCCCUUCAUCCAGGACCAGGACACUGGCUACUUCGAGGGCUUCCUGGAGGGCGUGGGCAUCCGCGAGGGCGGCAUCCUCACCGACAGCUUCGGCCGCAUCAAGCGCAGCAUGAGCUCCACGUCGGCGUCCGCGGUGCGCAGCUACGACGGCGCGGCCCAGCGGCCCGAGGAGCAGACCUUCCACCGGCUGCUGGCGGACAUCACGCACGACAUUGAGGCGCUGGCCCCCGACGACGACGAGGACAGCACAGAUGAGGAGGCGCGGGGCUCCCCGGGCGGGAAUGAGGCAUCCGAAGACAACUACCUGUAGCCUGUGGCUGCGCCCAGGCGGAAGGCGGAGCGCGUGGCCCUGCAACCUCGCCUUGGACUCUCACUCUGGUCUGGGGAGGUGCCCAUCCUCAGGGCCCCUCCUCACCCCACCCCCAACCCCAAAUCCGGCCUCCAUUCCCCGUCUCAGAUCCUGCCCGUAGGGCUCCGGUUCCUAAAGUCCGAGGCAGUCGCUUGGGGCUCAGCUAGCCACCCUACUCUGCUCGCCCGGGAUGGGCACGUCCCCCUGGCCCCCGGGAUCCGCACCAGGACACCCCUCCUCCCUGGACUGCGCUUCUUUCUGAAGGCCUCGCUAGGGGUGAUGAGUGGGCUCCACCUUCUGGCCGACUGAGAGAAGAAUCCCCACAGCCCAGAGACUUCAGUUCCUCCUGCUCCACAGUUGGAGAGACUGAGGUUUAAAAGAGGGAAAGGGACUGGAGGGAAUCUCCUGAUUCUCCUGCGAUGUUAUCUCAAACCGACCAGGCUCAAUCUGUAGAGGGUAUUUUUAAGGCUCUAAAUAGCAGGGACUCCCCCACCCUCCCCCCCCCCACCACUGAAUCAGAUCAUCAGUGUGGAGUAGAGGUUUUUCUCUACUGAGAGUUGACUCGGAGGAGGGUGAUCUGGAUCCCAGUCCUAAGGCUCCAAUCAAGUUGCUUAUUCAGAUCUUUGAUUUGAAGCCAGACAGACCUAGGGCUGCCCUCUCCAACCCUGCCUUUGGGUUUCUUUGGCUACCCAAGACCCCUGAGAGGGGGUGUGGUUAGUGUCUUAUCCCCUAGGCCCCCAUCUCCUCCCUGUCAGAUGAUAUGGGCCCCACCUGCCUCAGAGGGAGGUCAUGGAGAUGAACAAAGGUCAAGACCUGAGUGCUGGGUCUGCCACAUGACAGGCACUCAAUAAAGGCUGUUCCCUUCCACACCUAACAUGUUCUGACUCAGUUUACCUGUCUUUACCCUGUGUGCAAUAGGCUGGGAAUGAGGUGGGAGUGAGAUCUAAGAAGACCCUGAGGGAGCACAAUUUGGGAAGAGGAAAUAGGACUUGCCCUCACAGCUCCAUUGCAGCCUGGCUUCAUGCUUAAGCCAGAAAAGUACCCAAGACUCCACAGAGCCAUCCCAGUGGUAUUGGGUAGCCAAAGGAACCUAAAGGCAGGGUUGGAGAGGGCAAGAAGCAUAAAUACAGCGUGUGGCCCAGCCCAAGUACAGGCUUGGAGGCUAAAAGAAAUGAGCCCUGAAAGGAAACCAGAGACUUGCCUAGAAGAACUAGGCAAGUUUAUCCUAUAUAAUAAAGAUGUAAAAUGCAAAUUGACCAUCACACCCUCGCCCAAGAUGGCCGCUCCUAUGUGGGCACAAGAUGGCCGGCAGGGGAGGGCAGUUGUGGGCAAUCAGGCCAGUAGGGGAGGGCAGUUAGGGGCCAUCAGGGGAGGGCGGGCAGUUAGAGGUGACCAGGCCAGCAGGGGAGGGCAGUUGGGGGCAACCAGGUUGGCAGGGGAGGGCAGUUGGGGGUGAUAGGGCCAGCAGGGGAGCAGUUAGGCGUCGAUCAGGCAGGCAGGGGAGUGGUUAAGGGGUGAUCAGGCUGGCAGGCAGGCAAGCGGUUGGGAGCCAGCAGUCCCAGAUUGUGAGAGGGAUGUCCGACUGCCAAUCCUGUGGGAUCGGACCUAAACCAGCAGUCAGACAUCCCCCAAGCGGUCCCAGAUUGGAGAGGGUGAACACUGGGCUGAGGGAAAUCCCCCCGCCAGUGCACGAAUUUUGUGCACCAGGCCUGUAGUUUAUAAUAACAUUACAGAGCCCUCCGUGGCAAGAUACAUGGUACUUACUAGGAGGUAGGUAUUAUUAUUACCCAUUUUUUAAAUUGAUUGAGAGAGAGAGAGAAACAUUGAUUUUUGUUGUUCCACUUAUGUAAUGCAUUCAUUGGUUGAUUCUUGUAUGUGCCCUGACUGGGGAUUGAACCCACAACCUUAGCAUAUCGGAUGAUGCUCUAACCAACUGAGGUACCCCGCCAGGGCUACUAUCACCCAUUUUAAAAUAAUAAUAUUAUUGUUAGGGCUUCAGCUCCAGAGAGUUCCAUGGUUCAUACUCAGUUUGUGGCAAGUGACCAUCUCAGCAUAAUUGGUCUGUGCAAGAUACUUUUGAUAUUUUGCUUUGUCUUAUUUUCCCCUUGUAUCUACACAUUCCCCACACUCCUCCUCCCUAUCAUGGGCACCCACUCCUAUGUGUUGAUAUAUGUCCCUGGACAUAAAUACAUACAAUGUGUGUGUGUUUACACUACAUAAAUAGUAUUGGGUAAGGAUCUCA